UAACGGACAGCUAACCUUCCAUUUCUGCACGUCUCUUCUUAUAACUUCCCUCCAUCUUAUUCGACUUUAUUGAUGGUCUUUCCACUAUCUUUUUAUCCUCCACCAUUUUCAUUUUUCAUUUCCAAACCAGUUUUCUUUUUCUUUCACAGACUAUGAAACUGCAAUAAAUCUUUUGGGUUUCUCAGAUUGAAAGCCGCAUUGUUGAACAAUGAAUCAAACUACUUCCAAAUCAAAUGUGAAGGCUGGAAAGCAGCCAUUACCCAAGUUACAUAAGAACACAGACUUGCAUUCCAUGCGCAGAAAGAAGAGGGCGAAGAAAGUUGCAGAGACAUUCAAGGCUUACAUAUUCAAGGUUUUAAAGCAGGUCCAUCCUGAUACAGGGAUUUCUUCAAAGGCAAUGGGUAUCAUGAAUUCUUUUGUGAAUGAUAUCUUUGAGAAGCUUGCUUCAGAGGCAUGCAGGCUUGCAACUUAUAACAACAAACCUACUGUUACUUCAAGAGAGAUUCAGACUGCUGCAAGGUUGAUCUUCCCAGGGGAGCUUGCAAAGCAUGCAGUGUCUGAGGGCACAAAGGCUGUUACAAAGUUUACAUGCACUUAAGAGUAGCUGGUAAGGAGUUUUGCAAGAUUUGGGUUUUGUGCAUUUCAAUUGAUUAGAUGCUUGAAAUGCAUUUAGGUUAGGUUUGGAGUAGAGAUGGUUGUGAUGGUUUAAGGGGCUUCAAUCUUGAGCUCUGAAUUUUUCUGAGGGAUUAGAUUGGUUGAAUCUUUUUGAAGUGUGACUGGGAUUAUAUUAAAUCUUUUGUUAUGGGUAGCCUUAAGGAUGACUCUGAUCUGUUUAAGAGGUUUCAAUCUUGAGUCUUGAAUUUUUUGAGGGAGUAAAUUGUUUGAAUCUUUUAGAAGUGAUUGGAAAGAUAACUAUUUUUUUCUGAUAAUCUUAAAAGACAC
Molecule: messenger RNA, 942 nt
Organism: Cryptomeria japonica (Japanese cedar)
Lineage: Eukaryota; Viridiplantae; Streptophyta; Pinopsida; Cupressales; Cupressaceae
Exons: 1
Coding region: 209-598 (129 amino acids)
Biological process (GO): nucleosome assembly
Cellular component (GO): nucleosome
Molecular function (GO): structural constituent of chromatin; protein heterodimerization activity; DNA binding
Source: RefSeq, a predicted model, not a curated record